This is a messenger RNA of Saccharomyces cerevisiae S288C, 1293 nucleotides long. RefSeq names its product exodeoxyribonuclease DIN7 (gene DIN7). Gene Ontology annotation, biological process: DNA repair. The transcript has a single exon. Bases 1 to 1293 code for a protein of 430 amino acids. Gene Ontology annotation, molecular function: 5'-3' exonuclease activity; catalytic activity; DNA binding. Gene Ontology annotation, cellular component: nucleus. Lineage: Eukaryota; Fungi; Ascomycota; Saccharomycetes; Saccharomycetales; Saccharomycetaceae. The record is from RefSeq and is marked reviewed.
AUGGGAAUACCUGGCUUACUGCCUCAAUUAAAGAGAAUUCAAAAACAGGUGUCCCUGAAAAAAUACAUGUAUCAAACAUUAGCCAUUGAUGGUUAUGCGUGGCUACACAGGGCUUCUUGUGCGUGUGCUUUUGAACUUGUGAUGAAUAAGCCAACAAACAAAUACUUGCAAUUUUUCAUUAAAAGGCUGCAACUCCUAAAACGCCUUAAGAUCAAGCCAUAUAUAGUUUUUGAUGGUGAUUCCCUUUUUGUGAAAAAUCAUACAGAAACUAGAAGAAGAAAGAAAAGGUUAGAAAACGAAAUGAUUGCAAAGAAAUUGUGGUCAGCCGGCAACAGAUAUAAUGCAAUGGAAUAUUUUCAAAAAAGUGUUGACAUCACACCAGAAAUGGCGAAAUGUAUUAUUGAUUAUUGCAAACUACAUUCAAUUCCCUACAUUGUUGCACCAUUUGAAGCAGAUCCGCAAAUGGUUUACUUGGAAAAAAUGGGCCUUAUACAGGGUAUCAUAUCAGAAGAUUCUGAUUUGUUGGUCUUUGGUUGUAAAACACUCAUAACAAAGUUAAAUGAUCAGGGAAAAGCUUUAGAAAUCUCAAAAGACGAUUUUUCAGCUUUACCUGAAAAUUUCCCUCUAGGAGAAUUAAGUGAACAACAAUUUCGUAAUCUAGUUUGUUUAGCAGGGUGUGAUUACACUAGCGGAAUUUGGAAAGUGGGUGUAGUCACUGCUAUGAAGAUUGUGAAACGGUAUUCUGAAAUGAAAGACAUCCUUAUACAAAUAGAACGGACAGAAAAACUUUGUUUCAGUAAGGCGUUCAAGCAGCAGGUUGAGUUCGCCAAUUAUGCGUUUCAAUACCAAAGAGUGUUUUGUCCUCUAUCAAAUCAGAUUACAACUUUAAAUAAUAUUCCUAAAGCAGUCACAAAUUCCCACGCUGAAAUUAUUAAAAUUAUGAAAUGUAUUGGUUCCGUUGUUGAAAGGGGAUCAGGGGUACGAAAAGAUGUCAUUAAUACUAAAAAUAUUGAUCACAAAGUUCAUGAAAUGAUAGCAAAAGGGGAGUUGCACCCUGUAGAUAUGGCUUCUAAACUUAUUAAUAGAGAAAGAAAAUUAAAAGCAAGAAAGCUGUUUAAAGUAGGUCUACUUGGGGGUGAAUCCAACUCAUUCAAUAAGAAAGUGGAGCAACCGCUAGUGGAUACGCAGGACGUGUUAUCGGAGAGGGAGAAUUCUCUUGAUAACAAAAACGCAUCCUCUAUUUAUAUGACCUCACCAGCAGCGAUCUCAGGCACCGUACCAUCAAUUUUCUAA